UCUCCCCUGAUUACAACAGUCGCUUUAUUCGUGGCGCAGAUUGUCGGUCGUCAGUUGCCACCACCCGGCCGCCACCAUGUGACGCCUUACUGUGCGCGCGCGCGCGCGCUCUGGCAUUCUCUUCUUUUCUUCCUCCUCCUCCUCCUCACAUCACAGCUUAGCUGUGGUGGGUGGCGUGGUGCAGCUCACAGUUCACAGCUCACUCCGCUUCCACUUCGCUCUCGCUCUUCCAGCUCGCUGUGUUGUUCGAUCGUUUCUGCCACCGCCGGCGCCCGGCCAUGGCGUGCCGCGGGCGGAGGGUGGCGGUCGUAAUGAUGCUCGCGCUUCUUUUGCUCUGCUUCUUCCACGCUGCCGUCUGUGCUUCUGCUUCGCCGGCGGUGGCGUCGCGCAAGGCGAAUUUGUCCGGCAGGAAGGGUGGUUUGGCGGCGGCGGCGACUGCGGAGAGAGCACUGCCACUGAAGAAGAGGAUGGUGGCGGCGGCGGCCAAGGAUCAGAGUGGAGUGCUUAAACAUGGCAAGAAACUCAGCUCCGGUGAUGUCCCCACCGCCAAAACUGCCACGACCAAGACUCCGGCGACGGCCAACACCAAGCUUCUGAAGGAGGACAAGGCGGCGAAGCUCACCAAGAUCGGCACCAAGAAGUCGCCGGAGUACAUGGCGAAUACCAAGACCAAGAAAGCAUUCGAGUCCAAUGCCGUUGAUGUAAUGAAGAUUGAGGAAUCGAGGAAAUCGGCGGAGGAGGUGGCGGCGACGUUGGCGGAACAGGACGGAGCGGAGGACCUGAUCUCGGAGUUCCGGGAGCUGCCGGCGCGGCUGCAGGAGACGCUCGUGCCGGACCUGGCGCGGCUGUCGUCGACGUCCAGGGCGUACCUGUCGGCGGCGAACGCCGGCAUCGCCGACGGGGUGCGGCCGCUGCUGGGCGGGCGGUGGGCGCCCGUGGCGGCGACCGCGGCGUCGGCGGCGGUCCUGCUGCUGCCGCUGUGCCUGCUCGCGGCGCUGGUGCGGCGUGUCGGCGCGUACCUCCCGCUCCUCCGCCGCGCGCUGCUGCUGGCGCAGGCGUACCUCGCCAUCUACUUCGCGACGCUCGCCGUGGCCGCCGCGGCCACGGGGCUGGAGCCGCUCCGGUUCUUCCACGCGGCGUCGCCCGCCGCGUACGCGUGGACGCAGGCGGCGCAGUCGCUCGGGUACGUCGCCUACCUCGUGCUCCAGAUGGUGGACCUCGUCGCCGCGUUCUCCUCCUCCCCCGGCGGCGGCGCCGGCGCCGGGGAGGACGCGUCGCUGUCGUCCAGGGCGCUGUCGCUGGCGCAGAUGAUGGUGGGGCUCGCCGUCGGGCUGCACUACUACGCCGCGGUGUUCCACCGCGCCGCCGCCGGCGAGGCGCCGCGCGCCACGUGGCGCGUCCACGCGGUGUACGCGGCGUGCUUCGUGGUGGUGUGCGCGUUCGCGCGCGCCGAGAGGAGGAAGAAGGCCUACCUCGCCGGCGCCGCCGAGCCGUGGAAGAAGAGCUGACGACGACUCAUCGUUGCUUUGCACAGUGAUCUGAAAAAAAAAACAUUUGCAAUGUAAAUUUCACUCUUUUUUUAUCUUAUUUUGUUACUCACUGGUAUCUUUCCUGGUACAGACGAUGAAAAUGGAGCAAACAUAAGAGUGCAAUUGGUGUAAAGUGUAAACAGCAAUGUUAAUUACUAGGAGUGAUAUUAGCAGAGGUAAAAUUUGCCAGUAAUUUGGUACUGAAAAUGUACUCUCCAAAGUCAAAACUUGUAAUCUCCACACAAAAACUUUCUGCAUUACACUUGGUUGUUUCACCUGCUUGUGUGAUGGUGUAAUAGAUUAUUAGUAGUUAAUGAUAGUGAUAAUGCAGAUUUCUCAGUUAUGCAC
Oryza sativa Japonica Group (Japanese rice) is the source of this 1877-nucleotide messenger RNA. RefSeq lists its product as uncharacterized. The record is from RefSeq and is a predicted model, not a curated record. Lineage: Eukaryota; Viridiplantae; Streptophyta; Magnoliopsida; Poales; Poaceae.